CUUGUUCACGACAGCUGUGUUUGUGAUAUUGUCCAAAAUCGCGAUGAUACGUCAAUCGGGAAAAUUAAAUUUCAUCCGAUAAAGGCACUUUUGCAAACACCGCGUUCUCAUCAUCGACAACUCCCCUAAAACAAUAAAAUGGCGGAAAUGGAAGAUGUAUUAACAGAAAUCGUCUCCUCCGAUGAUUUAAAGAAAUUCGAGAAAAUCUAUCAUGAGCAGCUCUAUGAAAACAACGUAACACCGAACGCACAAUUCGAGUACGCCUGGUGCCUCGUCCGAAGCAAAUACCCAGCCGAUAUCAAAAAAGGCAUUAUUUUAUUGGAAGAAUUGUACAAAUCACACGAGGAAGGCCAACGCGAUUAUCUCUACUACCUGGCGAUCGGGCACGCACGCUUAAAGGACUACAAACGAGCGCUCAAAUACAUCACAUCAUUUCUCUCCAUUGAACCUGGCAACCAGCAGGUGCAAUCAUUAGAGAAGUCAGUGAAAAAGAAGCUGGAGAAGGAAGGUCUGGUGGGUAUGGCCAUCACAACUGGGGCGGUCCUCGGUGUGGGGGCGGUGGUUGCGCUGGCGAUGGCUGUUACCAAAAAGUAGCAGUAAUGGCAAUUAUUUUUAGACAUUUAUCAUGUGAUCAUCUUAUACUAUUAUAACAUAUUAAUCAGGGAGAUGAAAAAUAGCCCGCAAUUCCGAAAUGAAGAUAAAUAUCUUAGACCAA
Molecule: messenger RNA, 715 nt
Organism: Dalotia coriaria
Lineage: Eukaryota; Metazoa; Arthropoda; Insecta; Coleoptera; Staphylinidae
Gene: Fis1
Product: fission 1 protein
Exons: 2
Coding region: 139-594 (151 amino acids)
Biological process (GO): autophagy of mitochondrion; mitochondrial fragmentation involved in apoptotic process; mitochondrial fission
Cellular component (GO): mitochondrial outer membrane; peroxisomal membrane
Molecular function (GO): protein binding
Source: RefSeq, a predicted model, not a curated record